This is a messenger RNA of Pistacia vera, 939 nucleotides long. Its product is annotated as basic endochitinase-like. Gene Ontology annotation, biological process: chitin catabolic process; carbohydrate metabolic process; cell wall macromolecule catabolic process. The transcript is spliced from 2 exons. NCBI's taxonomy places the organism in Eukaryota, Viridiplantae, Streptophyta, Magnoliopsida, Sapindales, Anacardiaceae. Bases 57 to 860 code for a protein of 267 amino acids. Gene Ontology annotation, molecular function: chitinase activity. The record is from RefSeq and is a predicted model, not a curated record.
AUUAUCCCAAAAUUCACAAGCCACUACAAAGUGAUCUAAUCAAACAACAUAUUAGAAUGAGGUUGUGUAUGUGCUUAUGGGUGCUAGCAUUUUGCAUUUUGGCCUCUGAUCUCGGGGCCUUGGCUGAUGUUAGUUCACUCAUUAGCAAAGACCUAUUUGAGCAGAUAUUAAAGCAUCGUAAUGAUGCUGCUUGCCAAGCCAAAGGUUUCUACACUUAUGAAGCUUUCGUUAAUGCUGCCAACUCCUUUGGCGCCUUUGCAACCACCGGUGAUACCAACACUCGUAAAAGAGAAAUUGCUGCUUUCUUGGCUCAAACUUCUCAUGAAACUACAGGUGGGUGGGCUACUGCACCAGAUGGACCAUAUGCAUGGGGAUAUUGCUUCAAGCAGGAACAAGGCAGCCCUCCUGAUUAUUGUGUUGCAAAUCAACAAUGGCCAUGUGCACCCGGUAAAAAAUAUUAUGGCCGGGGUCCCAUCCAAAUUUCAUACAACUACAACUACGGUCCAGCAGGAAAAGCCAUAAACUUUGACUUGCUAAACAAUCCAGAUGCAGUGGCAAAUGACGCUACUAUUUCAUUCAAGACUGCUUUCUGGUUCUGGAUGACUCCACAGUCACCCAAACCUUCAUGUCACGCUGUCAUCACCGGCCAAUGGCAACCAUCCACCACUGAUACUCAAGCGGGUCGGGUCCCCGGUUAUGGGGUCACCACUAACAUCAUUAACGGUGGCAUAGAAUGCGGCAAAGGUUCCAACGCACAAAUGGAGAAUCGGAUCGGAUUCUACAAGAGAUACUGUCAAAUUCUGGGAGUUGACCCUGGCAGUAACUUGGACUGCAAUAAUCAGAGGCCUUUCAAUGCUUAGUCUAAACCAAAAUGAAUCAAUAAUGUUAUAUGUUGAUCAAAUAAAACAUCAAUAAAGUUAUGUUGAAUUAUAAUAUUAA